CCCCAAUACACUUCGGAUUCCUUCGCAACUUUUCAUGGAUAUUCCUUCAGUUGCUUCUGAGCAUUAUUCCAUUGUCAAUCAAGUGCGUAUAAAAAGACAAUGAGCUUUCAAGGACCGCUUCACAUGUUCCACAUGGCCCAUGACGGGUCUUCAGCAAGGCCUUAUACCUUAUCAGCCUCUGUUCAUCAUUCCACUUUGGCUCCUGCAUCUGUCGACGACACGUUGUCCAAGAAAGAAGAUGUCGAGGGGCGACGCAUCAGUAACGGAACAGAUGAGGAGAAAACAGACAUAGUGAUAAAAAAGAAGAUCUCACGGGCAGAUUCAAAAAAAAGUAUCGAAAGUUCGUUCACACCACAAGCCCAAAACUCCUCCGUUUCAUUAGUCACCAUGAAUGGCAAUAUGAACACCCCUAUGGAAAUCGAGAACUUACCAUCAUUAGUACAGUCUACCGACGCAUCUACAGAAUCCAGUGUCGUCCUCAAAACUCCUCCCAAGUCAGCGCGUGCCAGCUACGGCCUUGUUGAGCACAUCACGAUUGCGUUCUCCGCUUGGCAAAGCAAUGGCUGUAACCAUCGUUUCGACAAUAAUCAAACUGGGCAAUUUUCUGAGCCCGGUUCACAAAUUUUUGGAAUCUGCCAACAAGACAGUCAUCACGAAGAGACAAAGAUGCUGAAUGGACUGAGUGAGGAAACAUUAAAAAUUAUGGCAAGGGCAGGUAAACGUGAUCUGGGAGCUGGGGUGGUGCAAGAGACCUGGAUUGAGCAUAUCAUGGCGAAGACGAAACUCGGCAAGGGGGUGGUUGGUAUUACUGGGAAGCCCCGUUUCUUCAUUGGUGAUGUGGAUGGAUAUGCCGUGUGAAUUCUUCACGCAGCGACAACGAUGAUAGCUGUCGCUGAGCUUUUUCUUUCAACACUUAUGACUGCGGGAGUCAAUGAUGGACAUCAUUGUUGAUCGAAGCAGUUGGGAGCUGAAAGAUCGUAUGUAUGCAUAAUUAGUG
Molecule: messenger RNA, 997 nt
Organism: Cryptococcus deneoformans JEC21
Lineage: Eukaryota; Fungi; Basidiomycota; Tremellomycetes; Tremellales; Cryptococcaceae
Exons: 4
Coding region: 100-858 (252 amino acids)
Source: RefSeq, a predicted model, not a curated record